AGAUGAAGUACAAGAUAGCAUUUAAUCAUUAAAUUUGUUAUAUUUGAGUUGAUUCGUUAAAAUUACUAAAUUUCGAUUUUAAAGCAAUUUUAAAAUAACAUGGGUGAAGUAAUGAAAGAUUUGAAAGAUUUCGAUGGUUGUAUUUUACCGAAUGAGUUUUUCUUAACGAAAGAAAAAAUCGAACAUUUCGAAGUGAAAGAUGACGAUGUUUGGGUUACAUCUUAUCCAAAAGCUGGAACAACUUGGACUCAAGAAAUGGUUUGGUUAAUCGGAAAUGAUUUAGAUUACGAAGGUGCGAAAGUCAGCGUGGAUCAAAGAUUCCCAUUUAUUGAAGUUAACUCUUUAACUAAGGCAAUGAUGAAAUUUGGCAAAAAACGUAAUCCCGAAAAAUUUUCUAAAGAAUUUGUCGUAACGGAUAAUAUCAAAAAGUUGAAUGAAACCGAAGGAAAACGAUUCAUUAAAAGUCAUUUACCUUGGUAUCUUUUACCAAGACAAAUAACCGAUGGAUUAAAAAAACCAAAAAUAAUCCAUGUUAUGAGAGAUCCAAAACAAGUCUCCGUGUCUUAUUAUCAUCAUAAUAAUCUUGUUAUUCCGUUAUUCGAUGAAAAUUUAAGCAACUUCAUCGAUAUUUACGUACAAGGAAAAGUUUUAUACGGAGAUUAUUUUAACGUGGUUAAAAGUUAUUUAAAACAAAGUCAUCUACCAAAUCUUUUAAUCAUAACGUAUGAGGAUAUGAUUCGGGACAUUAAAAGCGUUAUUAAGAAAGUAUCGGAAUUUUUAAAUAAAAAUUUUACUGAUGAAGACAUCGAUAAACUGGCGGAACAUUUGAGUUUUAAUCAAAUGAAAAAUAAUCAGGCGGUUAAUAGAGAAU
Messenger RNA from Onthophagus taurus, 871 nucleotides. Its product is annotated as luciferin sulfotransferase-like. The record is from RefSeq and is a predicted model, not a curated record. NCBI's taxonomy places the organism in Eukaryota, Metazoa, Arthropoda, Insecta, Coleoptera, Scarabaeidae. Gene Ontology annotation, molecular function: sulfotransferase activity.